GUUAUUGAAAUUUGUUCUUGUUUUGUUUAGAGAGAUGCAAGCCAGCGGGCUGAAAGGACCCAUUCCAUCAUCGAUCUCUGUCUUGGAAAAGUUAACCAAUUUCUUAUGUGCAGGAAGAUUAGUGACAUAAAUGGGACAAAUCAGGCAUUUCCAAAUUUGAGCAGCAUAACAGGUCUCAGGCUGCUAGUCUUGAGGAAUUGUAAUAUUUCUGGAGAAAUCCCUCAAUACAUCUGGGGAAUGAAUGAGCUGGAAACUCUGUAAGUACAGUACACAAAUUAUUUUUCAGAUAAUUCAAGCACAGAAACCUGCUAUUUUUUAAAGGCACUUAGUAACUAUAAUCUAUUUGACAAAAGCAACCAAAAUUCUGCAUUCUGCAAUGUCAAUUUAAUCAAUGAGGAAGAUGUGGAUAGACAAUUAAAAAUCAUUGAGUGUUUUUUUAUGAUUCCAAUAUAUGAUAUACUGAAUUAUUACAAACCCUUUUAAGUUCUGAAAAAAUAAAAUAAAAUUUUCAGGUUGAAUGCUGCCUUUCCUCCUUUUCAAUGAGUGGAGGAGGGAGAUUCAAAUAAGUGUGGUUACCACCAACACUUCUCUGAGAAGAAACAACAACAUUUGCUAGGCAUAAAAUUUCAGAAUUUUACAUAUCAAAUGUUUAAAAAUUCUAUCAAAAUUCUCUCUAAUUUUAAAUGAAAUCCUGCGACAUCAUUUUGUCUUUUGUUGGACUUAAUUAAACCAACCUGCUAUGAUUUUCUCCUAGUAACUAGUUAGCAAUAGGAAUUUAAACAGUUAGAAGCCCAAAAAGUUUAAAACAAAGGUUCUGAAUGUGCAUAUGAAGUUUCAUGCUGUUGAUACAAGCAAAGCAUUUUCAUGUAGUCUUGGACAAAGAAAAGCUGCUGUAACUCUUCAUAGAUGUUGCAUAAUGUCUUAAUUUUGGACAGGGAUCUCAGUUUUAAUAACUUAAGCGGGAAGCUUCCCUCCUCAAUUGACGCAAAAAAUCUGUCCUUUGUGUAAGUUACACAACCAAGAUUCUAGAUUUUUAGUAUGAAAUUAUGUUAUGUCUAGCUCAUUAACUGCUUGAUAUACCCUUCGUCAGCUUCUUAAGUUUCAACUUGCUUAAUGGAGAUAUUCCAAUCAUUGGGAAAGCAAUAGAUGUGUAUGUAUCUUGCCACCGAGAUGCUUAAAUUUUUCUUCUUUUUGUUUGAAGAAUAUAUGUGCUUAAUUGUCUUUUAGAGCAACCAGAUAUUAGUUCAUCAGAUAAAAUCUCUUACCUCCAUGAAAUUCAUACGUUCGUUCAGUUUGUAUGUCAAAACCUUUGCACUUGUUUUUCUUUAAUUCAGGAAUCUUUCUUAUAAUAACUUCACAAGACAAAACCCUUCACAUCCUGUUUGUCGGCAGACAAGGGAUUUGAAUCUAAACUUGUUCCGAAGUUCAUCAAUGAGGAAGGACUUACAUGGGGCAUGCAUGGAAGAUUUCAGAUGUGAUCGCUAUUGGCACAAUUUAUAUAUAAACUGUGGUGGAUAUAAUGAGAUAAUAAAUGGAAGCACAUAUGAAGGAGAUGCACAAAAAGCUGGUAGUGCUGCAGGAUUUUAUGAAAUAAGCAAUAACUGGGUAUUCAGUAGCGCUGGAGAUUUUAGUGGUGACAGAGAUAAUAGAAACUUGGACUCCAACAUUAUAAGUUUGUCAUCAUCAAAACUUGAUGGGUUGUAUCGAACAGCUCGCUUAUCUCCUCUUUCUCUUACUUACUAUCAAUAUUGUUUAAAGAAUGGAAGUUACAGUGUCAGUCUACACUUUUCUGAGAUCCAAUUCACAAGUGACGAACUAUAUUACAGUCUUGGGCAUCGUGUCUUUCAUAUCUAUAUUCAGGAUAUUUUAAUGGAGAAAGAUUUCAAUAUUAAAAGUGAAGCCUCUGCUGUUCUUACGCCAAUAACAAAAAAGUAUGAUGUUAAUGUUUCAAAUGGUAUUUUGGAGAUCCGCUUCUAUUGGGCUGGCAAAGGUACCACCCGGAUUCCAAAUAUUGGAAACUAUGGCCCCCUAAUAUCAGCUAUCUCAGUGAAUCCCAACUUCAACCCUCAAUCUGGAGGCAGAAAAGUUGCACCUAUUGUCAUCGGAGUGACAGGAUCAUUUCUGAUAUUGUUAGCACUGGGUAUCCUUUGGCACAGACGCUAUUCAAAAGCAAAGAGUAAGAGGCAGAAAGACCAUGAAGGACUGGAAAUUCAAACAACUUCCUUUACCUUGAAGCAAAUUAAAGCUGCAACUAACAAUUUUGAAAAUGCAAACAAAAUUGGAGAAGGUGGAUUUGGACCUGUUUACAAGGGUUUGUUAGCCGAUGGUACUGUGAUUGCUGUCAAGCAGCUGUCAACUAAAUCGAGUCAGGGAAAUCGAGAGUUCUUGAAUGAGAUAGGAAUGAUUGCAUGUUUGCGACAUCCAAAUCUUGUGAAACUUCAUGGUUGUUGUAUAGAAGGAGAUCAACUAAUGCUAGUAUACGAAUACAUGGAAAAUAACAGCCUUGCUCGUGCUUUGUUUGGCCACCCAGAACACAACCAAUUGCUUUUGGACUGGCAAACAAGGCAGAAGAUCUGUGUUGGGAUAGCUAGAGGUUUAGCUUUUCUGCAUGAUGAAUCAAGAUUCAGAAUUGUUCAUAGAGACAUAAAAGGCACCAACAUUCUCCUUGAUAAGGAUCUAAACCCUAAAAUAUCUGAUUUUGGGUUGGCUAAACUUGAUGAAGAAGACAAGACCCACAUCAGCACUAGAAUUGCUGGAACCAUAGGAUAUAUAGCACCAGAAUAUGCAUUAUGGGGUUACUUGACCCAUAAAGCAGAUGUUUACAGUUUUGGCAUUGUGGCAUUGGAAAUUGUUACUGGGAAGAAUAAUAUGAGUCAUGGGCCAGAGAACAAGUUUGCUUGUCUUCUAGAUUGGGCCUGCCAGUUACAGCAUAAUGGGAAACUAGUAGAGCUGGUAGAUGAGAAGCUGGGAUCUGAAUUCAACGAGGUAGAAGCAGAAAGGAUGAUUAAAGUGGCUCUCUUAUGCACAAAUGCUACGCCUUCUUUAAGACCAACCAUGUCUGAAGUGGCAAGUAUGCUAGAAGGAAUUAGCAUCAUACCUGAUGUGAUCCCUGAAGAAAGUGGUUCUAGUGAAGAUUUGAGGUUUAAAAUCAUCAAAGAUCAUCUUAGACCAAAGACAAGCAGCAGUUUUGGAGGAAAUCAAGACAAUUACACAAAAAAAUCAAUCAGGUCUUGGCAUGCUUCUUCCUCUACUUCCAACAGUGAUCUAUAUAAGGUUUCCUCGACCUCAUCUAUGGAUCUUUAUGAUGUCUAUUCAAAUUCCCACUGAUCAUGCAAAAUGUUAAUUUUCUUUUCUUAAAAGAAAAAAGAAGAUAUUCACUCUUUUUCUACCA
Messenger RNA from Hevea brasiliensis (rubber tree), 3391 nucleotides. RefSeq names its product probable LRR receptor-like serine/threonine-protein kinase At1g53420. The record is from RefSeq and is a predicted model, not a curated record. Bases 1432 to 3327 code for a protein of 631 amino acids. Gene Ontology annotation, molecular function: protein kinase activity; ATP binding. The transcript has 13 exons. Gene Ontology annotation, biological process: protein phosphorylation. Lineage: Eukaryota; Viridiplantae; Streptophyta; Magnoliopsida; Malpighiales; Euphorbiaceae.